Messenger RNA from Meloidogyne enterolobii, 744 nucleotides. The record is from the annotation of a GenBank genome assembly. NCBI's taxonomy places the organism in Eukaryota, Metazoa, Nematoda, Chromadorea, Rhabditida, Meloidogynidae.
AUGUUAACUGGAAUGUUUAAUACUAAUGAAUGUCCUUAUGAAUGUGAAUAUUCAACGGAUAAAAAUAAAUACUUAAAUGCGUCUGCUAUUGUCUACUAUAUUCGGUCCGAGCAUUUAGACUUGCCUAAAAUAAGAUUACCAAAUCAACUAUAUGUCUUCUGUUUGGACGAACCUCCACAUUAUACUUUUGAGUUUUUCAAGGAUGUCUCUCCAAAUUUUUUCAACAUUUCAAUGACCUAUCGUUUAGACAGCGAUAUUUAUUACCCCUAUGAUACUUUUGUUCCUUGUAAUGGUGAAUGCCAAUUAGAUGAAUAUUGGAGUGAAAAAGAGGUAAUGGAAAAUGUAAUAAGAAAAACUGGAUUAGCAAUGCAAGUUAACUCAGAUUGCGAUACUCCCUCCAAAAGAGAAACUCUUGUUCAAGAAUUACGCAAGCUAAUUAAAAUUGAUCUAUACGGAAAAUGCGUCCGUGGGGCCAAUUGUGAUUUUGAAUAUUGUUAUAAUCGAGAAUUGGAAAAUCACAUGUUUUAUUUGGCAUUUGAAAAUGCCGUCUGUAAGGGAUAUGUCACAGAAAAAUUUUGGAAUUUAAAACAUUUAAUUGUUCCUGUUGUUCUUACUAGACGAAUUUUUGAUAAAUGGAAGGUGCCUGACAGUGCUUAUAUUGCUGUAGAUGAUUUUAAAAAUAUUACAGAAUUGGCUGAUUAUUUGCUUUAUUUACAGAGAAAUAGAACCGAAUAUUUAAAGUAA